Molecule: messenger RNA, 3549 nt
Organism: Platichthys flesus (European flounder)
Lineage: Eukaryota; Metazoa; Chordata; Actinopteri; Pleuronectiformes; Pleuronectidae
Product: secretory carrier-associated membrane protein 1-like
Exons: 10
Coding region: 77-1123 (348 amino acids)
Biological process (GO): protein transport
Cellular component (GO): recycling endosome membrane; trans-Golgi network membrane
Source: RefSeq, a predicted model, not a curated record
GUACAGACCCGAACCUUCCCCGCAGAACCGGGGGGCCUCUUCCGCUCAGUGCACUGCUUCCAGAGAGGCGACAGCCAUGUCCGAUUUUGACAGCAACCCGUUCGCGGACCCGGACUUCAGCAACCCCUUCCAGGAUCCCUCUGUGACGCAGGUGACCCGGUCUGCCCCUCCUGGUGGUCUGGAGGAAUAUAACCCCUUCACAGACGGCAGAACGGCAGCCCCUGGAAAUGCCCCCAAAUCAACUCCUGCCCCAGCCCAGAACACACAACCUGCCAUCAUGAAGCCCACAGAAGAGCCUCCGGCUUAUUCACAGCAACAGACUCAGCCGAGGCGUAAUGAGGACCAAGCACGUGUUCAGGCUGAGUUGUUGAGAAGGCAGGAGGAGUUAGAGAAGAAAGCAGCGGAGCUUGAUCGUCGCGAGAAAGAGUUGCAGUCUCACGGAGCCGCGGGAGGGCGUAAGAACAACUGGCCUCCACUGCCAGAGAAGUUCCCCGUUGGCCCAUGUUUCUACCAUGAUAUCGCUGUGGACAUUCCUGUGGAGUUCCAGAAGACCGUCAAGAUCAUGUACAACCUUUGGAUCUUCCAUGCAGGCACGCUCUUUGUGAACAUGUUCGGCUGCCUGGCCUGGUUCUGUGUGGAUGCAUCCCGUGGUGUCGAUUUUGGCCUGGCGAUGCUCUGGUUCCUGCUGUUCACCCCCUGUUCUUUCGUCUGCUGGUACAGACCGCUCUACGGGGCUUUCAGGAGUGACAGUUCGUUCCGCUUCUUUGUCUUCUUCUUCGUCUACAUCUGUCAGUUUGGAGUUCACGUCCUGCAAACUAUCGGCAUCACCGGCUGGGGAACAUGUGGCUGGAUUACAGCUUUAACUGGUCUGAACGCCAGCAUCCCAGUGGGCAUCAUCAUGUUGCUGAUCGCAGCUCUGUUCACUGCACUGUCCGUGGGCUCGCUCAUCAUGUUUAAAAAGGUGCACGUUCUCUAUCGGACCACCGGGGCCAGUUUUGAGAAGGCUCAGCAGGAGUUUGCGACUGGAGUCAUGACCAACAAGACGGUUCAGACGGCAGCCGCCAAUGCUGCCGCUAACGCUGCAACCAACGCUGCUCGUGGGGCCUUUAAACCUCAUCCAUAAACUGACUCACACACACACACACACACACACCCACACACACACACGCUUACACACAGUGACAAGGUGGAGAUGCACAGCUCUGGCCCUGCUGGUUCUCAGAUCAAAUUGAUUUUUAAUUUAUGAAUGUUGCAAUGCUACGGUUGCCAUGCACACGUUGCUAAAGAAAAGUGUAACGUAAAUAACAGACAAGUGUCCAGAGCUGUUCAUCCUCAUAUCAGUGAAAUCUCCUCUACAUCGGCCCUGUCUGCUUUUCAGUCAGGCUGCUCACAUCCCUUUGAAACAUCCCCGUACUGACUCGACGUGUGUUCUGAGUGUGUGGGGUUCCAUCUCACUCUGUCAUCUCACUCCUGUUGUGGCUCCUCUGUCCUCCUCUGCUGAAGAUAGUUCAUCCGGACAUGACAGUUCUAGCAUUCCUUAUUUUUCUCAUGGUGACAACGUCUAAACAGCUUCCUGCCUGGUUAUUGGUUAAAGUGAUAAUCCGCUCAUGGUGUUUUCCACAUUAUUCAGUGUUUCUUGGUCAGAUACUGAAAGUACAGUAUAUGUUGGAUUGGCUGCAGCUGCGUGUGAAUGUUUACUUCACUUGAAAGGAAAAAAUUGGGGCUUUUCAUGAUCACUCCGGUGCUUGAACAUGAAGGUAUGAAAUUUGAAUUUUACCUUGUUCUAUAUCAGUGCUUCAUCCCUCAGACAAUACCAUUCUCGUUAUGGUAGAACCUAAUUCUUAUAAAUAGGAGUCUGACAGCAUUGAAACGACAUGCAUGUCAAGCACCCUGAAGGUAGAAGUCGCUCCCUCCACUAUUGGCUGGAUCAGGGGAACGUCUACUACGUGUUUUGUACCCAUCAGUUCCCGUGAGAAGCGAGCUGCAGAGUUAUGUCCCAGUGGCUGUUUGACUGAUUGAUUGAUGAUGUUUGGAUCUAUUCGUGGAGACGCACUGAACACCCAGGUCAGUGGAGGUCACCAGUACUCACCACAAACCUUCAGUCCGGUGCUCUCGUGCAUUAAAAGGGGGGAGAACACCUGAGGAAUAAUUGCGUUUCCUUUAUCGUGUGUGUGGCAUUAAUCGUGUGGCUCCCCCCCCCCAGUUGUUUCUCCAGACCUUCACACUAACGGCGCUAUGAGUCUGGAGAGCUGCUCGGUCGUGACCUCCUGUUGAAAAGGACGCAUAAUAACAUUCAUGGUGAUAACUGAGAGAAGGGACCUGGCUUUUCCCACUGAACAUGACAGUGAUGAAGCUAUUCUCUUCCUUUUCCUGAGAUUAUCCUAAAUACACAAACCAGUAAAAACACUGAUACUGCUUUUAUGAACACUAACAGUCUGUUUGCAUUUCUACAGACAAAGCCAGUCUGCUGAUUUUCCACAUCAGUAAUGGCCUCAGAAGUUUCUCAGCCAUUAAGAACACUAAGGAAAGAGAGAACUGGACGUGACACAGUGAUAUCACUCAGAUAUUUUAAUUUAUAUACAAUAAUAACAGUGUUAUUCAGCACUAAGUUGUAGAGACGACUCAUUGAAGGGAAGUAUGGAUGCAGGUUACACACGUGUAUCUCUCAUCGUCGAGUGUGAAGACGUACAUGACCGAUGACUGGUGACUGGUGCUGCUGUUACCACAUCGCAAAUGUGCAGCUUAAGAUCAAUAACUGGUCGUGACAAAGCAAGAAAAAGUCUUGGCAGCAUUUUGUGUUCGAAUUAUCUUUGUUCUAAACUCAUUGCACAUUUCUUGUUUCGCGUUAAACUUAGUGCAAAAGACAAAACAUGUUUUUAUUUAUGGUGUAAUUUAAGUUGUUCGCAUUUCAGUCGUGUUUGGUUAGAUUUGACAUUAUAUAUUAUGUUUGUUUGUGGGUUUUUUUUGUAUCACCAUAGCAUAAGCUAGAUUGUGUUUAACGACCUUGCAACUUGAUCCUGAAGGAGUUGUGCUCGUGUGGAUGAGAAUGUGUGUAUGACUGGUUUGAAAGAAAGAAGAAACCUCCCUCAAGUGUUAUUGUAAUUCUUGAAGAGCUUUGAGAGAUCCACCAAAUGUCCAUUUAGAUUUGUUUUUAAAUCUCUGUUUGUGACGUGUUCCCUUGCCAUGUUUUACUUUUGAGCUAUUAACACAACUUAUCUUUGCUACACACAUGAUUUCCAUGUAUCUAUAGUUUUAAGCGGUUGUUAAAUGAAGCCAUUGCCUAUGUGGGUGAGUAGUUGAUGUGUUUGGCGAGCUGGUCCGCAGUACAGAACGUGUUUGAAGUUUGCUGACACAUUAUUUCACUAAUUUCACUGAAUCAGAGAAGAAACUCAUUUGAAAGGGACACUUGUAUAUUUUGUAAAGUUGAAAAUUUGAUCCCCAUUUUCAGUCACAUGUAAAAAGAAAAUGUAAUGCACUCUCGUCUGGCCUUUGUCGCAUGUGAAAUAGUUUGAGUUUUGUAUAUUUAUGGUAUUAACAUGAAAUAAAAUU